AUGGCUUCUGCGUCAGCGUCACACAGCCGCAAACCGUCAAGCCGCGCUGCCCUUCCACGACGCACGACCAAGGGACCGUUGGACGCGCCAGCAGACCCGCUUGCUGUGUCUGUGGCGUCUCAGCAGCCUCAACAGCUCGUGUCGCUGCAGAGCGAGGUUAGCGAACCACUGGCGCAGACGUCUACAACUGGAAAGUCGUCGACAACGGCACAGCAGGAACAACCUGCACCUGCGGCUCAACAACCUGCCACUCCAGCCGAGGAACGAGACCUGUCCUUUCUUCUUGACUCUUCAAUCUAUCAUGCCCUCUCCCAGGUCGAAGUGCCCGGUCCAUUCCGCAAACCGUUCCUUCCACCUCCCAGUCCGGAAACAUCACUGAGCGCAUCCCUGCAACAACUCGACUCGUUACUCUCACAGUGCGACUUCCUCCGUGCCGCGCAGCUCGCUGGCUCAAUCUUAGUCUCUGGUACCAUUAGACCUACAGAUGCCGAGACGAUUUUUCGAGUCAUGGAGAUUCGAUAUUCUUGUUUGGAGCUUUCUGGUAAUAUAUUGAUGGCUGCUCAGGAGGCCAAAGCGCUAGAGGACCUGAGUUCAGGCUUCUACUACGAUGAUCCACAUCCGGAGAAGGAACCCGAGGAGGACGGGUCCGAACGUCAGUCACGUAAAGUCCCGGAGCACAUCAUGCCAUUUGGUUUACGGUUACAGGCACUGCGACUUCAGAGCCUCGGUUUCUCUGACCCCCGGAGGGGUGUGUCGUCGCUCUACGACGUCGGAUUGGAGUGUAGAGAGCACUUGUCUUCUCCACUCACGACUUUGGAACAGAGGAAGCUGUGGACGCAGAGACUGCGCGAAGUCUCUAUUAGGGUGGUGAAUGCACUCAUCGAGAUGGGCGAUCUGGAUACUGCUGCCAGGACGCUAGAGAGUUUGAAGCCGGGCGAAGAUGAAGAUCUUGCGCUGUGGGUUUCGAGGAUAGUCUUGCUGAGGAUCAAAAUGGGCGAUAUCUCCCGCGCCGAAAAGCUCAUCCAGUCGACCGUUCUCAAUUCACCCGAAAAGAUGGUCCUUCACUCACUGCUGGCGGUCGCCCAAGGUCGAUUCGAUGAAGCUGCGAAGUUGCUCUCCGAGAACGAAACAAGCAUUGAUCCAGCUGUUGCAGCCGUGGUAAAGCAGAAUCUCGCUGUAGCAAAUCUGUACCGUGGGCAGAUCCUAAACGCCAGGCAGCACCUGGAAGAGCUUGUCGAUGCUGGCUAUUCCUUCCGAACUUUGACAAUCAAUCUUGCGACCAUAUACGACCUAACGUCCGACAGGUCCAGGGAUCUGAAGACGUCAAUGGUAUCUCGAAUCGCUAGUCACCAACAGGAAAGGACUGCAAGCCGUUCAUACUUGAAUGCCGACUUCAAACUAUGA
This is a messenger RNA of Cladophialophora carrionii CBS 160.54, 1404 nucleotides long. RefSeq lists its product as uncharacterized. The record is from RefSeq and is a predicted model, not a curated record. The transcript has a single exon. The coding region runs from base 1 to 1404 and encodes 467 amino acids. Gene Ontology annotation, cellular component: TRAPP complex; Golgi apparatus. NCBI's taxonomy places the organism in Eukaryota, Fungi, Ascomycota, Eurotiomycetes, Chaetothyriales, Herpotrichiellaceae. Gene Ontology annotation, molecular function: protein binding.